UCUGGAGCUCCUCCCCACCAGCUGGCCCCCGGAGGGGCAGGGCGGGGAGGGGCCUGCAAGGGGAGGGGGCGGGGGUUACUGCGGCACCGCCCGGGAAGCUCGGGUGCCACAUCCUCUUGCUGCUGCCGCUGCCACCGCCUUUGCUGUUGCCUGCUGUUGCCUGCCUGCCUGCUGCUGCUGCUAUUGCUGCCAUCGCUGUUGCUGAGGGGCCCGGCGGAGCUGGGCCGGCCCGCGGCCAUGGCCCAUCAGACCGGCAUCCACGCCACCCCGGAGCUCAAGGACUUCUUUGCCAAGGCCCGCAGCGGAUCCGUCAGGCUCAUCAAAGUCGUCAUCGAGGAUGAACAGCUCGUGCUGGGUGCCUUCAGGGAGCCAGCCCAGGGAUGGGAACAAGACUACGAUGCUGCUGUCCUGCCUCUUCUCGAUGAGGGCCAGCCCUGCUACAUCCUGUACCGACUAGACUCCCACAAUGCCCAGGGUUUCCAGUGGAUUUUCAUUGCCUGGUCCCCUGACAGCUCUCCGGUCCGGCUAAAGAUGCUUUAUGCAGCCACAAGAGCAACAGUGAAGAAAGAAUUUGGUGGAGGCCAUAUCAAGGAUGAACUCUUUGGAACGGUGAAGGACGACCUCUCCUUCAGCGGCUACCAGAAGCACGUGUCGUCCUGCGCGGCCCCCGCGCCGCUGACCAUGGCCGAGAGGGAGCUCCAGCAGAUCCGGAUCAAUGAGGUGAAAACGGAGAUCAGUGUGGAGAGUAAGCACCAGACCCUGCAAGGCCUCGCCUUCCCCCUCCAGCCGGAGGCCCAACAGGCCAUUUCGCUGCUAAAACAGAAGAAAGUCAACUAUGUCCAGCUGAAACUGGACCUGGAACGGGAAACGAUUGAGCUGGUACACACGAACCCCACGGAGGUGGCGGAUCUGCCCAAGAGAGUGCCCCAGGACUCUGCCCGCUAUCACUUCUUCCUCUACAAACAUUCUCACGAGGGCGACUACCUGGAGUCUGUGGUGUUCAUCUACUCUAUGCCCGGAUACAAGUGUAGCAUCAAGGAACGGAUGCUCUACUCCAGCUGUAAGAGUCGCCUCUUGGACUCUGUGGAACAGGAUUUCCAGCUGGAGAUCACCAAGAAGAUGGAGAUUGAUGAUGGGGCGGAGCUGACGGCCGAGUUCCUGUAUGAUGAAGUCCAUCCCAAACAACAUGCCUUCAAGCAGGCCUUUGCCAAGCCCAAGGGCCCGGUGGGCAAAAGAGGCCAGAAGCGGCUCAUCCGGGGCCCUGGAGAGAACGGGGACGAAAGCUAGGCGAGGGCCCGGCCCUCCUGUCCCGUCUUCGGCCGCAAGCUGAGCCUGAGGGGGCCGAGAACUGUUCGGUGUCCUGAAUUGCAGUGAGCUGGGCUUAGCCCCCUCUUCACCUCUGGCCCCUGGAGAGAGCCCUCCGCCUCCCCCAGGAGUUACUGUGUGUUUGUUCUCUCUCUUUCUCCCCUCCUUCUCCCUCUUCCUGCCUCCUUCACUCUCUCAGGGCGUCAGCCUAGACGUGUGAGUUCCUGUCGGCCCUCGCUUCACUUUCCUCCCCCAGAGUUAGCCCGUCCACCGUCCACCUUUCCCUCCCACACCCGCCACUCUAUCCCUGCGGCCUCAGGCCUUCUCCCCCUGAGCUCUGCCUGUUGAAUUGAGUUGAGCACCAUUUCGGAGUCCUUCGGGCCCAUCUUCCCCAUUUUUGUGAGCCCGCUUCCCCCUGCUGUCCCCUCACACUCACCAUCCCCAGCGUUGUCCCUCUCUUGUCCGGUUCUGGGGGGCUGGGCAGGCUUUUUUUUUGAGGUGGGGGCAGCCUAUCUGGAGGGCCCUCCGAGUUUUAAGGAGAUGGGCAGAGGCUGGGACGUGGGAAUGGGCUGCAUUGGGGGGAGUAGGAGGGAACUUUAGCUGGGACCUGAACCUGCCUCUACCCUCUCAGUCCCCCCAGGAUGGCACGGAAAUUCUGGAUGUGAUGGUGGAAGCUCAUCCCCUGAAGGCUCAGGGGCCUCGAGAGGGGAGAAGGGAUGGGGGGAACUGAGGGAGUGCAGGACUUCCUGUACUGAAUGCUGUAUUUUCUAAGGAAUAUUAAAGUAUUUUUAAAUCAA
Molecule: messenger RNA, 2102 nt
Organism: Gracilinanus agilis (Agile Gracile Mouse Opossum)
Lineage: Eukaryota; Metazoa; Chordata; Mammalia; Didelphimorphia; Didelphidae
Gene: TWF2
Product: twinfilin actin binding protein 2
Exons: 9
Coding region: 238-1287 (349 amino acids)
Biological process (GO): positive regulation of neuron projection development; regulation of lamellipodium assembly; actin filament depolymerization
Cellular component (GO): cytoplasm; actin filament; myofibril
Molecular function (GO): actin monomer binding; actin filament binding
Source: RefSeq, a predicted model, not a curated record